AUGAAUCACUCAAAUGAUUCUGUUCUUAGGACAGAAGAAAAUCAGACUGCUGGAGUCACCUUCAUCCUCCUGGGCUUCUCAGAAUACCCAGACCUCCAGGUGCCCCUGUUCCUCGUGUUCCUGACCAUCUACACAGUCACUGUCCUGGGGAACCUGGGCAUGAUUUUGAUCAUCAGGAUCAACCCCAAACUCCACACCCCCAUGUACUUCUUCCUUAGCCACUUGUCCUUGGUGGAUUUCUGUUACUCCACAGUAGUUACACCCAAACUGUUAGAAAACUUGGUUGUGGAAGACAGAACCAUCUCCUUCACAGGAUGCAUCCUGCAGUUCUUCUUUGCAUGCAUAUUUGUGGUGACAGAAACGUUCAUGUUGGCAGCGAUGGCUUACGACCGCUUUGUGGCAGUUUGUAAUCCUCUGCUGUACACGGUUGUGAUGUCUCAGAAGCUCUGUUCCUUGUUGGUGGCUGCAUCGUACUCUUGGGGUAUAAUCUGCUCCUUAAUAUUCAUAUAUUUUCUGUUGACCUUAUCUUUCUGUGGGACUAAAUUCAUUAACAACUUCAUCUGUGAGCACGCUGCCAUUGUUGCUGUGUCCUGCUCUGACCCCUUCGUUAGCCGUGAGAGCAUUUUUGUUGCUGCAAUAUUUAAUGAAAUAAGCAGCCUGCUGAUCAUUUUUACUUCUUAUGUUUUCAUUUUUGUCACUGUCAUGAGAAUGCCGUCUGCACGGGGGCGCUACAAAGCCUUUUCCACAUGUGCUUCCCAUCUAACUGCCAUUAUUAUUUUCCACUGUCCCAUCCUUUUCCUCUACUGUGUUCCAACCUCCAAAAGUUCCUGGCUUCUGGUUAAAGUCGCCUCUGUCUUUUACACAGUGGUCAUACCCAUGCUUAACCCACUGAUUUACAGCCUGAGGAACAAAGAUGUGAAGGAGACAGUGAAGAAGUUAAUCAAUACCAAAUUAUUGUGA
Molecule: messenger RNA, 960 nt
Organism: Lepus europaeus (European hare)
Lineage: Eukaryota; Metazoa; Chordata; Mammalia; Lagomorpha; Leporidae
Product: olfactory receptor 5D13-like
Exons: 2
Coding region: 1-960 (319 amino acids)
Biological process (GO): sensory perception of smell; G protein-coupled receptor signaling pathway
Cellular component (GO): membrane
Molecular function (GO): odorant binding; G protein-coupled receptor activity; olfactory receptor activity
Source: RefSeq, a predicted model, not a curated record